AUGCUAGACAUCAGCUGUGAGAGCAUUUUGUUUGAUGAAGUGGCCGUUAACGAUAUUCCGGCCUAUCGUCCUGUUCAAGUGAGGAACACAAGUGGAUCUCCAUUGUUGGUGAAACUCACCACCACCAGCCCAGUCGUUCAGUUUCAGCUUCGCAACGAAAACUAUGAAGCAAUCAAGCGCGUAGGCUUUGCUGACACUCUCUCCGUCUACAGCGAAGCAUUCGAUCUCGUGGGCCUCAUCUCAUCUAUUGAAUUGGCGCCUUUCGAGGAAAAGGACCUCAUCGUGUAUUUUCGCGCUGAUGCGGCCACGUUUUCGCACCUCGUGAAGGGGUCGCAGCCUGUUCCUUACACUGGAUCUCUGCAGGUCACUGUAGGGACUCCAGCACCGGCGUCACCCCUCGGAAACGCACUGAGAGUAGACGGAAAGAAGAGGUUAGCAGCGCAGCAGCCGGCUGCCGCCUGCAUCACGAUACCUUUUCGAGCAAACGUUUAUGUGUCCUGUUUGAAACUCUCAUCCACUGAGCUGCAUGUCACCAUGGCUCCGAACAAAACCCAGGUGACUGACUUUGUCGUCACCAACACGUCCUGCCAGCCGGUGCACUUUGUCAUCCGUGAUCAAGCUAUGCCGCUACGUGGUCUUGAUGUUGCACUGUAUGAGUCUGAUAAAUUCGAAGAACCAAAGUUAGGCCACCGACUUCUGCUGGACAGCUACGCAUGCAUGACUUUCUCGUUGAUCCUGCGAUCCUCCACGGCUAGCUCGACUGCGCAGCAGCAGUACCACACCGUUUUUCAGUGCGACAACCUGCGCGAUAAUCGCAAUACCACAUUCUUGUACGUGAGCGUCAACGUGGUGGCAGAAUCGCAAGGUGACCUCGUCGUGUUUCACGACACGUCCGUCAAUUUCGGCGACGUUUAUCGCGGCACUAAAGCGACGGCGAUCAUUAGGGUUCAAAGCCUCGAUGACCGCGGUGAGGCGGUGCUGCGACUUGGCGACGUGGAUCGGAGAAAAUGCGAGGGAAAAGUGUCGCUGAUGAAGGGUAACGCCGCCGUUGACGAGAUGACAAUCGGCUCGCCGAAAGGAAAUCAGCUCAACGCCGUCACACUAAUGUACCAGCCGUUCUACGAUGGCGACAGCAAGGACGAAUCAAAAGUAAAGUUUGAUGUGGAGCUUUUGGUUGUGUCGGCUGAUCGUGGGCACAACCAGCGCGUGGUCAUCCGGUGCGCAGCCGUCCUGUACACAAGCAACAUAGUGGUGUCGCAGCGGUCCAUCAACUUUGGCGACUGCCAAGUUGGGCAGAGCAAACGCUUCACGCUGCAGAUCGAAAACCGCUCGCCAUUGCCAGGGAAAAUCAUGGUACAGCUGCGCAGCAAAAUCAUUCGAAUCGAGGGCGUCUCGACCCCGCAGAAGCUUGCUGGUCGCGAGCUGAAGGAGGAGUUCUCUGUAGCACCGUCUGCGUCGCUCCCGAUAACGUUGCGAAUCACCCCACAGCGUGUCAAUCCAAUGUACUGCAAGCAGCUGACAAUUAUCAACGCCUCUAAUCCAGCGGAGGACCGGCAAGUGAUCAACAUAGAGGCGAAUAAUAUGGCGCCGCUUGACGCGAAGCUGCACGAUGAGCUGUAUUCAUGGAAAUGCGACCUUGGCAAUAUCGACAGUGCCAACAGUCGCAGAGGCCCGUCAACGCUGUGGGCUAUUUCGGGUGUACCGCUGAUUGUUCCGUACAGUGUGCAGUCAAAGGUGGAUUACCAAGUGGUGCUGAAUCUGCGCUCCUCGUGCCCUGAAAUCGAGGUGUUCUACUCGUCCGAUGCAGUGAUCUGUGGCCAGCUGGGAAAGAUCGCGGCAGAGAUGCGCUCAUUUUGUGUUUACAGCGAGAGCGAGGACGCCAGCUACCUCACAAAUGAGUCGGCAGAGCAGCUUUUUAGCGCGCGUGAGGAGCUGCUGCGACUCUUGAACGAAACGUCGCACAACAUUACCAACCGCAUCACGUUGGAGCCAUUGGUGUCGAUAAAGGUGUACGUGCUGAUUAUUCGCACAGCCUCUCCCACUGAGCCGCUGACGAAGGAGGACGGUAUUUCGAUAGCGGUGGACGGAAUUGAGGCGCCGCGCUUUGUGCGGCUGUCGUAUCGACUCUGCGGCACGUCGUUUGAGUUGAAUGGGCAAAAGACGAAGAACUUCGGCGAGGUGAACAUUGGCGUGAAGAAGACGACGAAGCUGCCAAUAGUGAACCGUUGCAAUUCGUUUUUGUACCUUCAUCUGUCGAAGUCGCGUUCCGUGACAGCCGAGCAUAUUCGCAUGGAAAACAGCGACAAGCGGUCCAUCUUUCUCACGAUUCGUCCCUACGCGUCGCGUGAGAUCGAGCUGACUCUGUACCCUGGCAUCAAGGGCGUAUUUCAGGAAAAGAUUCGCGUCUCGAACAUACUCAAUAUCAAGAACACAAUAACCAUGACACUCAAGGCGACGGUGACAAAGGCUGAUACGUUCGAAAUCAGCCCAGAUUCAUGGACGUUCGAGAUGAUGGUCCCUUCCUCGUCAAGCGUGCCGGCGCUCAUGGCAUCAUCGCCGCCGUUUCUAAAGGCAGAGGAGGCUGCUGCCGCGGCGAAUGCUCGCGUAGGUGCAAAGUUCACCGUAUCAAACACGAGCAACGCGCGCCGGCAAAUUGUUGUUCGAUUGGAGCUGAAUAGCGCUGCCGCAGCGAACGGCGUGAGCGCAGCGAACCCCUACUUGUCAUUUGCGGGUGUGAAGGUGGCGGUGCAGCUGGACAUGACGCUGAGUGGGGCGACCUCUGUCUCGGCACGCAAGCUGGAGGAGCAAAUCGAAAAGCUGGAGCAGAAGCUGAAGAUUUACGUGCGGAAACAUAAGACGGAAAAGGCCGAAAACGCAAUGCGCAAGAUCGAGGCAUACCGACUGGCGUUGAAGGGUGAAGAGGUCGACCUGACUGCCCUGGAAGCGGCGCAGGCAGGCACGCAAAGCGCCACUGAUCACGAGCUCUCGGAGAGCGAGGAUGACAGCAGCAGUGCAGCGCUGCAGGUGUGGAGGAACAAAACGCAACAGGGUGACAUCGUGCAGCUGCUGCGCCGCGAAGGCGUCGCGUUGCCAUCAAUGGACACCGGCGAAUCCGUCAUAAUCACGUUGUUUCUCGGGUGUAAACGUGUCGUGGAGGAGCCGAUCCCAGUGUCACAGACCCAGGCAAUGAACCUGCUCUUCUAUGAGGCGCGAGAUCAGGAGGCAAAUCGCAUUAUUCCGAUCGACUUGAUCCUGAUGCGCACACCUGGCGACGUCGCGACGCAGCAGCUGCUCGCUGCUCCAUCCGUUGGAGCAACACCGCAGACAGUGUUGCCUUUUGCAGCAGCCGUGUCCGCUGUCGUUGCGCCGUCGGCGUCUCCGUCGCUACCGUCGCCGUCGCACCGGGACAGCGAGCCGUUGCAGCUCUCGCCCGAUAACGCCACGGUCGCGUCCGCGUCUGCAUCUGGCGGAGCCUUGCAAAGCGGCAGCUUUCUUCCCGGUAGUAGUGGAUCAGCUUCUCGCGCUGUGCAGAGUCGCCCACCGCCAUGCAUUCGUCUCAUUACAACAGACUCCCACGCUGGCAACAGCGAUGGACGUCCUCGAUCCACCUUUAUGGGGCACCCCUUGAUUGUCUUGCACAACUGCAUCGUGAAUGACCAGACCGAGUUCAGCUUUGUGGUGAAGGCCAACGCGAACACAACGAUCGUGGUUCUCGAGCCGCGGCGAUGCGGCGGCAGCGUUGCAGUGGUGCUGGAUGCGCGCUUCAAACUCUUUCCUCGAAACGGCCACGUGCGUCAACAGGAGCCGCUGCGCAUUGUCGUGGAGUGCACGGCGCGGAGCGUUGGCCCCCAAAAGUACUUCAUUCCUGUGAAAAACAUCUGCAACGCUGCCGACGUGCAGUACCUCACGGUCGAGAUGAAUCCAACGGAGGAGAUCGAGAUGCUGACGACGGAGCCAAAGGAACUGCUGUUCCGCGACGUCAUUACACCGUGCGCGGCGUCGCAGCUGGAGACGCAGCUUGUGCUGAUCCGCUGCCGCUUCUCCUUCCCGCAUGCCCUCAUUGUGCGCACCAAUAAGCCGUCACAGCUGGCUCUCUUCGAGGAUGCGUCCUGCACGGUGCCGCUGCUGCACCCGAUACGCCAUAUUUUCGUGAAGGAGACAGUGCGUGUGUACGUGCAGCUCCGUCCUGGCGCCCGAUACGUUGAUCCGUGCGCACGGCAAAUCCGCGCCGGUGUUCUCGUGGAGGCGGUGGCGCCGAAUCCCGCCGUAUCGAGCACCGCGUACUGUGUGGUGGGGAAGGCGAUUCUGCGCGCGAUGGCGUACGUUGGCAGUGGGCUUCUCGAAGUGCCGCGAGGAAGCCUUGACCUGGGGUGCGUGGCGCCAACGCAGGACUACGUCACGACUCAUUUCACGGUGCGCAACACCUCCCACACGUUUGCUUUGCGCGUUGCGCUCGUGCCGUCAUCGCCGCUGCUGGAGGUGGCGGAAGAGACGUCCGCUAGCAGCGACAUCGUGGUGGCGCCUCUCCAGGAGCACAUCGUUCCCCUGCUGGUGCAUUUGCCGGCACCUGGUCUCACGCGCGAGUUCAUCGAUGUGAUGAACCGCAGCAGCUCGCAGGAGACAAUGCGGGUGUCGCUGUCGGCACUGCGAAUGAAUGACGGUAUCGUGCAAGUGGACCCACCCGUCAACACGCGGCUGGCCUUUCCAGUCGCCGCGGUGGUGCGAGGUGAGCAGGGGAGGCAGCUGCAUCUGCAUCAGCCUGUUUCGUACUCGGUAAAACUGGCAAACUACAAUCACCACCGCGAGGUCGUCCUGGCAACGACAACCGCCGUCCACGCGUCGUGCGCGCUGCCGCUGUGGUUCCACACGCCGGACGAGGAGUCAAAGGUGUGCGCCGCCUUUGAAGAGGAACAGCGUCAUGCGCUGGAGGCGGCGGACGACUCGCCGACGUCGACGCCGGCGCAGAUGAGUGAGCCGCGCGCGGGGACGGUCGCGCUGACCACGACACCGGUGGUCGACCAGCCGCCGGCAAUGUACACGAGGGGCCGUGUGGAGCUGAAGGCGAACCACACCCAGAUCGUCACAUGGACGUUGACCAGUUUACCCACACUCACGUCAGAGGAGGUGGCGGCAGUGCUGCAGUAUCAGAUGGUGACUAUAACGACGACGCUGCAGGUGUACGUGACAUACACGGCGCACUCUGCACGCACUAGCGCGGCGGCAGGUGGGUGGAAGCCCUACUCUUCCGGAGCCACGUUGCAGGAAAGUCGGUAUCGCGGGCCAACUGUGGGUCAAUGCGUUCUGCUCGUCCCCAUCACCCUGUCGCUGGCAAUGAGUGAGGGCAGGGCGGAGCCGGCGGUGGUGAGCUUGGGGCUUGUGGGUAAGGCGACAUCGUUGCCCACCUCUCCCAGCUCUUCGGCUUCCUCCGUGUCGUCGUCCAACAAGGAGCACGAUGCUGCAACGGAGCACGGACUCGAUGCCUUCGCAAGCGGCAGGGAGGAGGAGAUGGUCCUCGCGGCGCGCCAGCGGCGCCGUCGUCGUUCGUGCGUUUCGAAGCUGCGCCGUCCGCGAAACCACACCUUCAGCGCCUUCGCCUCCAAGCCGGGUCUGCCUCAGUCGCCGAGCCACAACAUGGUCGUCUCGUUCCGGCUUAUCAACUUAUCGGCCGUCAUACCACUGCCGCUCAAGGUGGAGUGCCCGCCUGUGGUGCGGUUCUCUCAGACGCGCCUGAAGAUCCCGCCAGGGGAGAGCACGGUUGUCCAGGCGGCGCUGAACAUGAAGCUGAUCGCGACGCAAGGGACGUUCCGUUACGAGGCCUUCUUUGUGAACGAGUGGAAUCCGGAGAACGACAUGGCGGUCUGCAUCACGGGGCAGCACUACUGGAAGGUGUUUCAGGUGCUGCGGGCUGACACGCAAGAGGAGGUGCGCGAGUCGCUCACGUUGGCACCGCUGCGCGUGGAGCCGUCGCUGCGAGUGCCGCUCGCCGAGAUGAAGCUGGACUUUGUCGCAACAGAGCCGGACGUCGAGUUCGAUCUCCAUCUGCAGCCGAACCCCCAGCUGGAGGGCCUGCUGGAGCUUCUGCUGCUGCACUACGACGCUACCUCAGCAGUGCGGCACCUGAGCUUCCGCUCAAACAUCGUGACACCCACCUCCCCGGCUGCCACGAGCGUUGCCGGCGGGGUAGCAGCCGCCAGCGUCGUGCAGGGAAGCGCUGGCGCGGCGGCGGCUGGGAUGGCGAGCCUCACCACAAGCGGCGCCGCUCCUCCAGCCAGCGGCAGUGCAAUCGCCGUGGCCGCAGCAGGAGCUGAGGCGGGCCUGGGCGGCGGGCUCGCCACGUCCGGGUCAGCCAGCCCGGGUAUUGGCCUGCCUAGCGGGGGCACGCCUGGCAACCUGCAGCCCGGAACCCCGUCAGGCGUCGCGGCGACGGCGACAGCGACAGGGUUUCCAGCGCUCGGUGCGACCAGCGCCGUGUUGCCGGUCGCCGAGUUUUUCGGCGCGGCUGCGACCACCGCGGCCGGUGCCGCGGGUGGCGCCUCCAUCGCUGCUGCAGCCGCGAUCAAAGCGAAGCCGCGCAAGACGGGCGCCGGCAGUGCUGCCGGCACGGCUAACGGCGGCGCAGCGACUGCGGCCACACCCUCGCAGACGCUGCGGCUCCGCUGCCUGCUGCGUAGUGGUGACUUGAGCUCACUUGUAUCUCUCUUCUACGGUUACCGGAAGGCGCGCGCGGCUGGCACUUCAGCACAGGCGACCACCGCCACAACAAAUGCGAAAGGCAUCGGUGCCGGCGCGGCGACCACGAGCUCAGCUGUAGCGGCGCCGCUGGCCCCACCGGAGAUCACGGCAUUGGAGGCUGCAGGUGCGAACAGCAACGCCGGCGCCGUUGCCUGGACGUACGACCGGGUUGCAGAGCUGGAACGGCGCAGCGCGUCUCUCGCGUCGAACAACGUGUGGCUUGGUACCGUUGUGGUGGAGAACCCUUUCACGGAGGUGGAGGAGGUGCAGGUGUACAGCACGCUAGCGCCAUUUCGCACCUUCUCGGCGCCGUCUAAGGUGAUGCUAAGGCCCUGCCGAGUGAGCGUGGAGUCGGUACCACGGCCGAGCACCAGCGCAGCCGCCCCACAGGCCUCCACGCACCGCGGCACACCUCAGGUGGGCUAUGUGGGUGAGAUCAGCAUAACAAACGAGUUUGACGUGUACGUAGCUGAGCUCUCGGUUGUGGUUCUCGUCCACGAGCGCCUCGCUGUGCCCCUGCGCAUCGACGUGCGCGGAGGAUGCCGCCAUGCGGUGGACACGGUAUCACCGGAUGCAGUAGCGGGUGCAAUACCGCCCGUGCCUGAUGCAACGCUUGAGGACGAGGAGGCCACUGAAGCGGACAUCGCCACGACAUCUGCCUUCAGCGCGUCACUGCGGCCAGGAGUGCCGGUUGCCACGUCGUUCCUGACGGAACCCGCCACAGACGGCGCCGGGCCGGUGUCGCUGCCUCACUGCAUACACCUCGGCCCUCACGAGACCGUCGUGGUGACGGUGGCGAUUCGCCCAGCGGAUAUGCGAACGCUUCAGCCAACUCCCAUGUCACCAACGAAAGCCAUCCUCACUGCUCUGCCGACGCCGCUGUCGCUGCCUUCGCUGGAGGAAUUCGUGUCCGUGGUGUUGGUAGACGAGAACGCCCCGUUCAGCUACGUUGUGAGCCGUGUGAGCGUUGUGACGCCGACGAGUGGGGCAGAGGCGCUGCCCAGCAUCGUGCUCAGCUCCGUCACCACCACCAGCAACACGGCAGCGGCGGCCACUAGUGUCGCGGCUGCGUCCGACGCGAGCACGAAGGACGGAGAGGCGGAAGCUCGCCCCAGCGCAACACUUUCUCCAGCCGCGCACCGGGAAGAAUCGACCGGGCCGCUGGCGACGCCUUCGGCCACGUUGGCAGGCGAAGGGCUGACGAUGGUACUAACGACGCCGACAGCAUCGGAUGAGGCACCGCAGCAGCUCAGUCGCUCCAGCAGCAAGCAGGCGUCUGACCUGGUCCUCGCCGGCGGUACUGCAGCAGCGGCAGAGACGGGCGAGCCGGAGGCGGCGCCUGCAGCCGAGGUGCUGCUGCCACCGCGAGGUAGCACGCCAUGUGGCUCAGAGGGCCCAGCAGAGGGGCCGUGGGUGUCCCCUGCUGGCGUAAUCACGACGCUGGCGCCGUCGCUUGCAGCGGCGCCGCGUCAGUGGGUGUUGUCCCUCCGCAACUGCGACGCGUUGCCCGGGUGUGGAGGGGCGUACUUCUUCAACUUCUCUGUUCCGCGUGACGACACAUACGAACCAAACAUCCUUAUCACGAAUCACGCGCCGGACAGGACGGUGCGGUACACAGUGCAUGUGAUCUCGCAGAGCCCGCAGGUGUGGCUGCUCCUUACCACAACGACGGGGGUACUGGAGGUGGGCGAGACGCAGCCGCUGCGGUUGCAGGUGCUGUCAUCCGAGGUCGGCUCCUUCGUCGGCUACGUGGCCAUCACGAACACCUGUGACACCCGUGAGGUGGUAUACCUGCGCCUGAACGCAGAGGUGUUUGUGCCCGGCACGGCCGAAGGCUUCUUUGACGUCGUUGCCAUGAACGAUGGCCAUCGCCUCGCCACCACCAACGCGGGGCACAGCGUGUACAUGGGCGCCCUGCACGGCGCCGGUACCAGCCGUGCGCUGAUGGCGCUGGAGAUCGUGAACAAGGGCAGUGUGGCGCUGGAGUUCCCCGUGUCGGUGGUGCAUCCGAUGCGGCAGGAGUUGCGACCCAUCCCCCAGAGCGUCUGGUACGGCACGGCAGUGGCGGCGUCGGGGCACCGUCGCAGACACAUUGCCUCAGGGGUACUGCCUCAACGCAUUACCUUGAAAGACGACGGAAGCGUGGCUUCACUCACGUUUCCUCGAGCGUCACGUGCUGCGCUGGAUCAGCAGGCUGACCCCACGGCAGUCGGGGCUGUCGCCGGAACAGCUGCAGCAGCAACGCAGAAGGGUGCCGUUGAUGGAACUGUACGCACCGCCGGCGGUAUCGAGGAAGCCUUGCCCACAAAACAGCUGUUUGGUCAGCCGAAGCCACUUCUGUCGCCUCACCACACCAGUCUUCACCAUCAACGCGGCGGCGUGCGCCCCGGCAGUGGCGUGGCGGCUGCGCCGACGCCUACCGCCUUAUCUUCCACCGCCAGCACCUCUGCCUCCCCGUUUGAGGGUAAGCUGACCGUGUGCCAGAUCCACGGCGUCCCCACGCGCACGGGCCAGAGGUACUUCGUCGUCGACCCGCGCUCUCGCAUGCGACUGGCCUUUGUUCUCAGCUGCAACGCACUUCACGACAUCCCGGAGGGGUACGGGGUGUUUGGCCAGACCGAUGUCGUGUUCCGCUGCAAGCAGGCCCGCGACGCUCGAUUCAGCUUCAACGUGAAGUUCGAGGCGUACCGACCCACGUUUGCCGUGGCGCUGGAGUACGACAUGGACGCGACGGAGAAGACUGCUGCAAGCGCAGGUGCCGUAGCCGCGCUGAGGUCGGAGGCGGUCGUGAGCUCCGCGGACGCGUUGGAGCCCGCUGUCGGCAGCGCAUCCUCCAAAGCCUCCGUUGCCCCAUCUCUGGCACCUCCGGCACUGGCCUCGACGGCGACGUCUCGCUGGGCCGAGGUGGAGGUGGCCGUGACGAAUCUGAGCCGCAGCCACACGCAGGUGUUCGUGCUGUACACGCAGUCAGAGGUGCUGUCGCUGUCCGUCCCCGGCGCGGGGCCGUCGGCUCACCGCGUGUGCGCCGGCAGCGCGCUUCUCCCGCCGCCUUCUGGUGCCGCCGCGGAGGACAACGGGUGCGGCAGCGGCGCUGCCUUCGUGCCUUCCGGGGUGGAGAUCGCAGUGAGCCCGCAGUCCGUUGGCGUCUUUGCUGUUCGUCUUGAUCGGCUGCGAGCAGAGGCGCUCCUGAACUUCGACAAGGACGAGUCGAUGCUGGCCCGCCCCGCGCUGUGCGAGCACGCGUUCCUGUACAGUAAGGGCAACCCUCGCGAGCGGGUGCAGCUGCUGUUCCGGCAGCAGGCGCUGCUGGCGCAGCCCCGGCGCCAAGCUCGCGCAGCCGCCGGGGCCUCCUCGGAAGUCAGCCCUUUAUCUCCGGCGCUGGUGGAUGCGAAGCCGGUGAAGGGUGGGGGCCAACACUUCCGCGAGCACCACAUUUUGGGCUUUGCGCAGCGCUUCUCCGCAGUCAUGACGUCGCUGGCGGAUCGCGUGCCGUUCCUGACGCGGCCAGAGGACGUGGCGGAGUCGGUGAGGUCGCACAAGAGUGUGGCAGGCAGCAGCAGCACCGGCGUGGGUGGUGGAGGCGGUGGCAGCGGCGCAGCAAGCACCACCGGGGGAGGGGGAGGAGAUGGCGUGGGCAGCGUCGCGAAUGCUGGGGCCGCAGCGGGGGUUGCAGCGAUGCGGGUUUCCGCAGGCACCGCAGCGUCCACAGUGGCCGGCGUCACCAGCAGCGUUGCUUCCUCGAAUUUCAACGUAGUGCAUCACUCCACUGGCAGGAACCAGCGUAGUCACCGAGACAGAAACAGCGGCCCUGUUGCACAUCGGGGUAACACACACCGCUCCAGGCGGGGCGAUUCUUUCUACGACGACACGUCCGACGGCGGCACUGCGAGCAGCAGCAGUGGCACCAGCUCCACAAGUAGUUGCUCGAGUGAUGUGGCUGACAGCGACGACUUCGCGAGCGAGAUUGCGGAAGUGGCGGCCGACCGAACACUGGACAGCACGCUCACGGAGGACAACUUCGACCAGCCGUCGCGCGAUGGCUGCAACGAUGCUAGCGCUACCGCAGUAGGGGAGGCGAUCGGGGAGAGCGGUGAGAGCGCUGCGACCGGGUGCCCCACAGACGCCCGCAGCAGCAGCGACGGGGCAUCUGCUGACCUUGCCCCUCAUGCGCUAUUCCGCUCGUCGUCCCACCCAUGCAUGCGUAGCAGUGAGGGUCCUAUCGGCUCGGUGGUCGCGUCGUCUCUCUCAUCUCUUCUGCCUUUAGGGACAUCACUGGCGCGCUCGAGCAGCGGCGGCAGCCAUCCCAGCAGCGAGGACCCCCAUUGGUACGACACCCUCAUCACAUUGCACGACUUGUUGGUUGAGUUGACGUGGCUGUGUGAUGAACUCCUCUUCUACGCGAUUCUGCUCUGCAAUUCUCGCCAUGUGGAGGCGUGCAUGGCCUUCCUCGUCUCAGCUGUCGCGCAGCAUCCUGUGAUGGUGGCGUGGCGUCGGCGCCGCGGCAGCGCCGGUCGCUCUCGUCAGUACGACAUCUUUGGACAGUUCCUUGAAACCCUCGACGCCCUCCCGCGUCUUUCCUCCACGUCUUCCUCUUCCGGUUCCUAA
Leishmania major strain Friedlin is the source of this 11337-nucleotide messenger RNA. RefSeq lists its product as hypothetical. NCBI's taxonomy places the organism in Eukaryota, Euglenozoa, Kinetoplastea, Trypanosomatida, Trypanosomatidae. Bases 1 to 11337 code for a protein of 3778 amino acids. The transcript has a single exon. The record is from RefSeq and is a predicted model, not a curated record.